This is a messenger RNA of Symbiodinium pilosum, 356 nucleotides long. Lineage: Eukaryota; Dinophyceae; Suessiales; Symbiodiniaceae. The record is from the annotation of a GenBank genome assembly.
GCUGCGACGGCGCCAAGCAGGAGUUGGUUGAGGUUGUUGAUUUCUUGAAGAACACCUCGAGGUACUCAGACCUGGGUGCCAAGAUUCCAAAGGGUGCUUUGUUGGUGGGCCCUCCCGGUACUGGAAAGACCCUGCUCGCCAAAGCUGUCGCGGGAGAGGCUGGCGUGCCAUUCUUCAGCAUUUCGGCUUCCGAGUUUGUGGAGAUUUUCGCGGGAAUUGGUGCAUCUCGUGUGCGUGAUCUCUUCGAGCAGGCCAAGAAGUCGGCCCCGUGCAUCAUUUUCAUCGACGAGAUCGAUGCAGUGGGCCGCCAGCGCAGUGCUGGCUUUGGCCAAGGUAACGAUGAGCGUGAGCAGACG